AUGGCUGCAUCAAGAAAAAGGGUAGAAAUUAAGGUAGAAGAUUUGUGUCGAACUUGUUUAGCUAAAGAAAUAGAGCUGUGCUCUAUCUUCGAUGUAUAUCUGGAGGCUACAACUCUGGGCCAUAUAAUUACAUCAAUAACAGGAGUGGAGAUUGACAAAAGUGAUGGACUACCUUCAAAAAUCUGUCUGGAAUGCAAAGACAAGGCUGUUAACGCUUAUGAUUUUAAAAAGAAAUCUCAGGAAGCGGCUAUUGCUCUACAUAAUAUUUUUAAGAAAGAAAAUGAUUUUAUAGUUUUAGAAGAAACAUUGAGUAUUGAUAAUAAUAAUGUUGGUGUCAAAAUGGAGCAUUAUGGAUUGGAUGAUCGUGAAGAUAGCAUGGGUUUGCAGUACAACACAGAAUUGCCUGCUGAUGACAAUAGCUUCUCAGACACAGACAUUGUUAAAAAUGAAGGGAGUGGAAAUGAAACAGAGCCUGAUAAGAUCGUCAAUAUGGAUAUUGUGGCAGCGGUUAAUACACAAGAAAAGCCCCAAAAGAAAUGUAUAAAAGUGGAAGUCGAGGAUAGCAGUAACACGUUUUGUCCGUUAUGUGGUAUUAGCUUUAUUGAUUCUGACGGACUCACCAAACACAUGUGGGAGAGGCAUGCCGAGGUUAUGGGUCCAAAGAAGAGGGGCAGACCUAAGAAGAUGGUCACAGGUACAAUCUUAAAUAAAUUAUCAGAAAAUGGAUAUUAUUUGAAAACGGUUCCGGUGAAAAGAUUGAACUGUUCCUUCUGCAAAGGGAAAUUUAAAACCAAAGAGGAAUUAGUCACGCAUAUGACAGAGCAUAAGGACUUGAAAGUGUUUUGCUGUAUUAUCUGUAAGAAGAUGUAUUUAAAGAAGAAAUACUUUGAUUCACAUUCGUGUGCAGAUGACAAAACUGAAGGGAACAAUUUGCAAGAGAAUAAUCCACCCAUGGUGAUACCGCACAAAGACGAACAAGGGGACUUUAUGAUGGAAACAUAUUUACAUGAGCUAUUGGACCUUAGCAAGAAUCCGGAUGAUGCAGAUUCGUGGCAGACGUGUGCCGUGUGCAGUGCUUUGCUGCCAGCACCGACCGCUCUGGCAGCCCACGUGGAUGCUUUGCAUCCAGAAAUGUCGGUGCGUUGUGCUCUUUGCAGCAAGGUGUUCGCGUCCGUGAAGUCCGCGACGCGUCACCGCAGCAAGUGCGCUAGUGUGGAGCGCGCGUUCCCGUGCGUCACCUGCGGCAAGCGAUUCGCGCACGAGAUAUCCCUCAACAAGCACAUCCUGCACAGUCACGCGGGACAGAGCGUCUCCGUGCGGUUCAACGAAGUCGCGGACGGUGAACGGUACCAGUGCGACACGUGCAGCCGAUGCUUUUACAGUAAAGACCUGCUAAUGAAGCACACGAAGAACCACAAACCGGGCGACAAAUACUACGAGUGUGAAAUAUGCAAGAAACGAUUCCAUAGAGGCGACAAUCUGCGGUCGCACAUGCGGGUACACGAGCCAAAGUCUGAGGUGGGGGAGGGGAAGGAGGGCGGUGCCGGUGGCUGCCUGUGCCUGUACUGCGGCCGCAGUUUCACCAACUCCUCGAAUCUCAUUGUUCACAUGCGUCGACACACCGGCGAGAAGCCCUACAAGUGUGACUUCUGUGAUAAAGGGUUCCCCAGAUCUUCAGACCUGCAAUGUCACAGGCGGUCACACACCGGGGAGAGGCCUUACAUAUGCGGCGUCUGUGGGAAAGGCUUCUCCCGUAGUAAUAAACUGGCCCGGCACAUGAGAGUGCACACGGGCCUUCGCCCCUACAAGUGUCCGUACUGCGACAAGGCCUUCUCGCAGAGCAACGAUCUCAACCUACACGUGCGCCGCCAUACUGGUGAUAAACCAUACAUCUGCGAACUGUGCGGCGACCGUUUUAUACAGGGCACAGCUUUGCAAAACCACAGGCGCACACACGGUCACUUCCCGGCCUCGACGCAAGCCGACCCGAAGACAGCACGUUCGCAUCGCUAA
Molecule: messenger RNA, 2013 nt
Organism: Parnassius mnemosyne (clouded apollo)
Lineage: Eukaryota; Metazoa; Arthropoda; Insecta; Lepidoptera; Papilionidae
Source: the annotation of a GenBank genome assembly